AUGCGGGCGUACAUUCAGAGGUUGCUUAAAGAGCAGUGGCCAGAUAAGCUUGUUUCUACUAGCCAUAACAAAAUUUUCAGUGCAUCAGUCAACAACUUGGUAGUUGCAGUUAGACAAGUUAACGAGAAAAGCGUAUCUAACAUCUACCGUGGCCAGUCAUUGUCUUCGACAAUUAAUUUGCGUAGCCUCUUAUACCAUCCUAACAUAGUCGAUAUGAUCGGUUACUGCAUUGACGGAGACCAGAUAUUUUUCGUUUACAACUUCCUGCCGUCGGGAUCUUUAAAGGAUCAUUUACAUGAUCUUCCGCCCAAUAAGAAGCCUCUGGACUGGAAUACAAGGAUUAAAAUUGCAGCUAAAGGAAUAAAAUACUUGCACGAAAAAUCAAAGCCUCCAGUAAUCCAUGGAAAUAUCAAACCUUCCAACAUUCUCCUAUGCAAAGGAUAUCACCCCAAGCUGUCAGAUUUCCUUGGGUUUAAAGAACGGAUUCCGGAAUCUGACAAGUCUAACCAUGCAAGGAUUUUCAGCAGUCAGUGUUAUCGCCAUGCACCUGAAUUUUAUAUGAAGUUUAAACUCACUCAACGAUCCGACAUCUACAGUUUUGGCCUUGUCUUGCUUGAACUGAUUUCAGGGCGCAUGGCUGAGAUUAGACCUAGUCUCAUUGAAUGGCUGAUUGAACUUCUUGUUUGUUUGGUGAUUGUGCGGGCAAAACGUAAACUGGUGGGCGGUCAUGAAUUCACUGCGUUGGCUGAUCCACUACUGAAAGGCCGUUAUCCAGAGCAAGGCCUGUAUCAAGCUCUUUCUCUUGCAGCUGAGUGUUUACAAUCUAAAGAUGCCAGUCGGCCUCGAAUAGGAGAUGUUGUGAACGUUCUAUCAAAUUUAGCCUCUCAAAUUUAUGACCCAAAGACAAUCCAGAUUAAUCGCGCAGGCACAUUAACAAUUGGCAAUCUUGACAAGGAAAGACUGACAGAGCUAUGGCAGCACGUCUGGUCUUUCCCAACCUGA
This is a messenger RNA of Papaver somniferum (opium poppy), 1002 nucleotides long. RefSeq names its product receptor-like cytoplasmic kinase 185. Gene Ontology annotation, molecular function: ATP binding; protein kinase activity. The transcript is spliced from 4 exons. Bases 1 to 1002 code for a protein of 333 amino acids. NCBI's taxonomy places the organism in Eukaryota, Viridiplantae, Streptophyta, Magnoliopsida, Ranunculales, Papaveraceae. Gene Ontology annotation, biological process: protein phosphorylation. The record is from RefSeq and is a predicted model, not a curated record.